Messenger RNA from Zymoseptoria tritici IPO323, 1265 nucleotides. RefSeq lists its product as uncharacterized. Bases 39 to 1265 code for a protein of 408 amino acids. NCBI's taxonomy places the organism in Eukaryota, Fungi, Ascomycota, Dothideomycetes, Mycosphaerellales, Mycosphaerellaceae. The transcript is spliced from 3 exons. The record is from RefSeq and is a predicted model, not a curated record.
AUCACUUCAACAUUUCGUAUACCUUUGCCAUACUCACAAUGAAUCUUUCGACCAAGUUUGGCAUUGUCUUCGCCAUUUUCGCGGCGGCAUUGUAUCAGGGCUUCCUGAAGACCACACUAUUCACCACUGUUGGCCUCGGUAGAGUUGUACAGCCUAUAUCUGACUUCCCAAGCUAUCAAUGUCGUCGGAUUCAUGAUCCAAGACUGGAGGCAUGCGAAGACAUGUGGCUGUCGGAGGAGACGAGGCAACUCUUCCUCGCAUGCUCCAGCUCUGCAUCUCGCAAAGAAUGGAUGCCCAAUGUUGGCCGCUUGAAUGCCUCAGGACGCUCUCUCAACGAUGCCAUCAUUGCCAUGGACAUCGACAAGCCGAAGGGAGACAGCUUCUCCUAUCAAACCUUGAAGACACCAGGUUUUGGAGGCGUCAAUGGCGAUGGUCGUCUUCACCUCGUCGGAUUCACGGCCAGAGAUGUCAAGUCGGAAGACGGCGACAAGCAUACGACGGAGUUCUACUUGGUCAAUGCCAAACCGUCUGUUGAUUCCGAGACCGGCGCUCUAUUGGACAACGCCCAAGUCGGACCAAACAUGACCAUCGAGUCCUUCGUGAUGCAAAAGGGCUUUACCGAGUUGAAGCACGUCAAGACCUUCCACGAUCAACACAUCACGACGCCCAACAAUAUUGCCAUCGAUCAUGUGGACGGCCAGCCAGCGUUCUUCUUCACCAACGACCACGGAACCGCCACGCACGGCAUCAAACACUCCCUCGCUCCUCUCAUCGCCGAAGGCAACGUCGGCUACUGCAGCGACACAACUUGCCGCGUCCUUUCGUCCAGCUGGAAAUUCCCCAACGGCCUCCUCCGCGGCCGCGAUGAUCGUUUGUACGUUCCCAGCGCGUGGGUCGGCGGUAUCAAAGUCUUCAAAGUCAAUGUCGACCGCUCGCUCGAACAGGUCAGCUACAUCGACAUUGACUACCCUCUCGACAACCUCUCGCAGGAUGCGAAUGGCGACAUCUGGGCGGCGGGCAUUCCGAAGGCGUUGAAGAUAUUCGCGGCUUUUGACGAUCCGUUGCAUGUUGUGUCGCCGGCGACCAUCUUCAGGAUCAGGAGGGGCCUCGACGGGUGGGAGGUCAAGAAGGUGUUGGAGGACGCGAAUGGUGAGAUGUUGCCGGGGGCGACGACGGCGAUCCACGAUGUCAAGACCGGGAGAAUCUUUGUCUCGGGUGUCACUGCGCCGUUCAUUACCGUGUGUGAUCCUGCGAAGCGCAAGUGA